AUGGCGAUUCCGAACAGCCGAAACUUCGCCAACUGCUACAUGGAACUGUGCAAGCAGCAACGUCUGCGCCCGUUGCCGGUCAUCUGCGUCACCUUGCCUCACAGUUUAGACUUCACCACUGACCGCGUGAAGAUGGACGACUGGGGCCCGAUCUUGAAUUCCCUGUCGCUCGAUCGUAGCCUACGGUCGAUCAGCGUGCGCAGCAGGUACCAAUGCCGGAAACCGUUGGAGGAGAUCAACUCGGAGGACAAGGCGAGAACGAUGGGCAAGGCGCCGGUCGUGUUGUCCAGAUACUUUCUCGAAUGGUUGUCGCACAGCGUGGCACAGUGUGUGAGGAACUCGCCUGUUCUCACUAACCUGGAGCUGGAAGGUAUCCCCUUGCCGCCAGAUUGCCUGGCGGUGCUCUGCGUUGGCCUGUCGCACACGCACACGCUGCACUAUCUCUCUCUGCAGCGUUGUUACAUCGGCGACAGCUCUUGCGAGGUGUUGUGCCGCACGGUGGCCGACGUCACGAGCAUCAGGUCGCUGAAUCUCAGCUACUGCGACCUGACGUGCAAGUGCGGCCCGGCACUGGCCGCGGCGUUGUGCAGGCAGAAGUUGCUGCUUUACCACGACACUUGGAAACAGUCGCUCAGGUACCAGGAACCGAAUCUCGAGGCAAUGCCCGGGUUACGUCGUUUGACGUUGAACGACAAUCCUCAGCUGGGUGACGCGGCGGUCGUCGAGCUGAUCGAGGCGGUGAGGGACAGCCUCUGGUUGAAAGCGUUGGACCUGCAACGCUGUGGACUGACCGACCAGAUCGGCAAGGAUCUCUUGGAGUUGUUGGAUCAUAACAACACCCUGAGCGUCCUGGACGUUCGGCAGAACGUGAACUUGAACGAGGCUCUGGUGAAGGAGGUGAUCAAAAGGUUGGAGGAGAACAACGCGGAGACGAAGUCUGAGUACAGGUGGUUAAGUCUGCCUAAACACGAUCGACGAGUGGCGUCGGCUGGCGAGAAGAGGAACGAGAACGAAAAUCGCAGGCAACCUCCAGGGAUCAGGCCACGCAGCGCUAUGACAGAGUACAAGAGGCCUUAUCAGCCAGCCCACCUGAGGAGAGCGAAUCUGGCCAAUCCAGCGAACAACGGGAAAAAAACGAAGACGAGACCUCACGUCCCGCCGUAUAAGAACAGGCAGUCGCGUCAACAGGAGCAACAACAGCAGAUAGAAAACGGUCAGGCCAAGUCGAAGAUAUCUCUCCACCUGGAUCUUCAGUCGCACAUUCAACCUGUGAUGGGCGACGUUCGUCAGAGUAACGUUCGAUCUUACGCGAACAGCGUCCAAGUGGACACCGACAGGUCCACUUCUUCGAAGAAUUUAGAGUCCUUGACGAAGAUCGAUGCCGCGACGCAGAUGACCGACGAUCAUCCGGAGACCGAAGACUCCGUCAGAAUUCAGAAGAUCCAGAUUCAAUUGGCCGAGGCGAGGGCCGAGCACGAUCGUCUCCUCGAGCAGACGAGUCGAAGCGGUUUGCUACUUGCCGAGGAGCGCGAGCGGCGCGAGGCUGCCGAGGAGCAGUUGGACGCGAUGAAGAGCAAUCUGACAGAGCUGGAGAACGCGUUGAGAGAGAAGGAAGAGGAAACGAACGGGUAUCUGCUGCUUAGCCAGCAGUCUUUCGAGGAGAUCUGCAGCUCCUUUGAUAGGUUGCUGAGCAUGCUGGACACCGUGACGAAGAAUUCGAGCGCUAAUCGGAGAGACACGGUCGAGGCAGCCAUUGUCAGGGCCGACAUAAAAAGGCGGGUCGCCUCUGUGAUCCGAGAGACGAAAUCGGAGAAUCUGAGGCGGGGAUUCAUCGUCGACAUCGACGAGGACGACUCGAUCCGGUACGCGGAACCGAUGAAAAAGUUCGCCAAAUCGGAGAGCGACGUGAGAUCCGCGUUGCCGCCGAUAUCGAUGUUGCACUUGGAGAGGAACAUAGGCGACAGUUCGGACGUGUGUUCACCGACUAUGCAGAGGGUUCUGCGUCACGCGAAGGACACGAUGUCUCCCAGAGCGAGGGCCAGAGCGUUAUUCGCCCAAAUUAUCCAAGGGGACGCUGUGCUGGAUUUUCGCAUUCACAUGGAUUAG
Heterotrigona itama is the source of this 2106-nucleotide messenger RNA. The record is from the annotation of a GenBank genome assembly. Lineage: Eukaryota; Metazoa; Arthropoda; Insecta; Hymenoptera; Apidae.